Messenger RNA from Spirodela intermedia, 3561 nucleotides. NCBI's taxonomy places the organism in Eukaryota, Viridiplantae, Streptophyta, Magnoliopsida, Alismatales, Araceae. The record is from the annotation of a GenBank genome assembly.
AUGGUUGGAAGCAAUCCAUCAUCAAAGUAUAGUAAACCUGAUGAUUUUUCUUCAGAUUUUGGGCUUCUACAGGUUGAGAUGGCUAAGGAUGCAGAGAAUGAGCGUUUGGGUGCAUCCACGUAUGGUCAAACAAUUGAAGGUGUGUCUGAUCGUAAUCUACCUCAAGGUGCACAUGAGUAUAGUUCAAAAAUAAAUGGUUUUGAACUUCUAGAACCAGAACAUUCUGAGAACAUAGCUGUGAGAUCGGGACGUCAAACUGAAAGGAGAGCCCGGAGAGCACGUGCUGCUGAAAAGGUGGGCUCCAGUGUUAUCUCUGUUAAAUCUGGAUCAUCUGGGAGAAAAAAGCGUGGUGCUAUCCAGGAAAUCGACUAUUCAGAUCCAUUGCAUUAUUUAAGGGCAACUACAAGCACAUCACGGCUCCUAACUGCUAAUGAAGAGUUGGAAUUAUCAGAGGGAAUACAGGUGAUAUUUUAUAUCUUUUUUGUGGGCUACAUAUCCAUGUUGUUGACAUGUUCAUUUUAAACUAGGAUGAGUCGCAUGUGCCAAGCAAAGUUCAUCAUGCUGGACUGGGACUUUCACUUCUUCGUUUUUGUUCCCCUUCAUCUAUCAGUCGGAUGUGAUGCAUAUAUGUGAGAUUUAUGUGAUGCAUAAAUUGGUUACCGUUUUACCGUUUUAAAUUGGUUCAUCUAUAUUUGGUGAAGUGUUUUUGCAUAGAAUAUUCUGCUUUAAUCCGUCCGUUGUAUCUUCACUUUUAAUGAAGGUAAUGGAACCUUUUAAUCACAGGACGAGAAGAGAGAAUGUGUAAAUUUAUUGCGCAAAUUUAAAAUGAAUCAGAGAUAAUGAUUGAUCCUCUUUUGUUGAACCAGGGGAUCCUAUUGCCCAUUGAUGAUGACUGCCAAAUUUGGUCCUGUAAUUUAGGAAUUAUCGAGAAGUAGUUUACCUUUCCAAAUGGGAUUUUUUUCUUAGAAAUCAAUAUAUUUUUUUUAUGCAGUGUCACAGACUAACUCAUGUUCGGUAGUUUAUUACAUUGUAAGUGAUUAAUUACCAGUGUAGAAGAAAUCUGAAGACAAUGAUUUCAUAAUGAUUUUCUUUAUCCGGUUUUAGGCUCAUAAACUUUGUGGAUAUAAUGCAGGACCUGUUGAAGCUGGAAAAGCUUCAAGAAGAACUUGCAAAAAGAUAUGGGAGUCAGCCCACCUUUGCUCAAUGGGCUGCAGCGGCUGGAGUUGAUCAGAAAACUCUGAGAAAACGCCUAAAUUAUGGCACCUUUUGCAAGGACAAGAUGAUUAAAAGCAAUAUUAGGCUUGUUAUCUCCAUAGCAAAGAAUUAUCAGGGCGCAGGGAUGAAUCUUCAGGAUCUUGUUCAGGUUUUCCUUUGUUUUUGUGAUUUCUUCCGCUCAAACGUACCGUUUUUCUAGCUUCAGAGUAUUGACAUGGAUGCUUUCUUGCAGGAAGGAUGCCGGGGUUUGGUAAGGGGAGCUGAAAAGUUUGAUGCUUCCAAGGGUUUUAAGUUCUCAACUUAUGCGCACUGGUGGAUCAAACAAGCUGUUCGGAAAUCCCUCUCUGAUCAAUCCAGAACCAUACGCCUACCAGUGAGCAUCAAAUGGCACCCAUACUCUUGCUUAAGUAUCACUGCAUUUCAUUUAUCGGACUGUGUUGAAGAGCAUACUUUGCUUGUUCGUCAGUAUAUGGGAAGGUCUUUUCUAUGUAUUGUAGCUGUUGAUUUGGGGCAGGCAUUGACAAGUGCUGUUGCUAGGUAAGAUUGAAAGUUUUCACAGCACGGAUGUGUUGACCAAGAUGAGUUCAUUCCUGCAGAGUGAAUAAUUUAGCUGCGAUUAUUUAGAUUAAUGGAUAAUUCUUAAAACCUGGAUGCCGUGUAGGUAUUUUGACUGGUGAAAAUCAUGUGAUUUCCCUGUGGUGGGUGGGAUGCAUAUAACUGUGGUGUUUAAGAAGUAGACUUGUAUACUUCUCUCGUCUGGUACCACCUAUGUCCAUCUCGUUUCUAUUAGGAGUGCUUAAGAUGGAUCUUCUCCUUACAUAUUAUUUACAGUAGCAGAGCAAAGAUGAUUGGCUGUCCAUUUCGUCCUUAAUGGCCUUGUGAGAGAGAUACUUUCCCUUUUGAAGGUGAUCGGGCUUGGACAAAUAUGUGUUACUUUUUAUUUAUUUAUUAAAAUCAACAAAUCUCUGUUGCCAAAUAGAUUAGUGGGAUGAAGUAAUGUACUUCAUUGUAUCUUGGGAAUCUCAGACUGAUGUCAGUGAUUAGAUGCUAGUAACUUAUCGAGCAUGGAACGAACUACUUUGGAGAAGGAAGAUCAGUAUGCAAUAACUCUUAGAACAAUAUGGCUGGAUGAAUCCUAGUAAGUCUAGAAGCAAGGAUGAGGACAUCUGAUGUAAUGUAACCCCGGGUAUUUUGUAAGCUCUGAAGUGUAAUGGAGCGAAGGUGUUCCAUCGCAGUUUUAAUCUCAUAUUUUAUCGAUAAGUGGGUUAAACAUUAUAUAUUCAUCAGCAAAGUGGGACCAGGGGGUUUUCAGGUUGGGCAGAGGAUCUGAGACUAGGAUCAGAUUCAUCUUGUGGGCUUUCUGAGUGUUUUUGGGCAGCCAGUCUUAACUUGAGGGCUUGUAGAUUUUUCACUUUAGAUGGGCUCCGAUGCGGAGUAGCCAUCCGCCCGGGUGGGUCAUGGAGCUAGCUGUACCGGUUGUGGGUUAUUGCUGGCCUUUAGAUAGCUGCAAAUGGGAGAAAAGGACUAGCUUCCUCUACAUUUCAAAGCAGGAACCGAUGUCAGAGUGCAAGACUCUGGGAUCCCUGCUGCCUUGAAUGAUGGGUUUUUCACUAUUUUUAGUAUAGAAAGGAUGAGAUUUCUUUAGCUAUUGAGAUCAUCGUACAACGGAGUCAGGAGCUUCUUCUGCUGGCAUAUGUUCCCCCUUGCGUUGUUUUGUACUGUAUUUGGGUUUGCCUUUUGCCUCAGCGAGGAGAAUUGACGAUUCCUAUGUGCAGUUCCACAUGGUGGAGGCGACUUAUCGGGUGAAGGAGGCUAGAAAGCAGCUGUACAGCGAGAAUGGAAGGUACCCAGAGAACGAAGAAGUGGCGGAGGCCACAGGGCUGUCGAUGAAGAAGCUUACGGCUGUGCUUUUGACGCCCAAGGCUCCCAGAUCCUUGGAUCAGAAGAUUGGGAUUAACCAGAAUCUGAAGCCCUCGGUUUGACCCCUCCCGCUGCUUCUCCGGGGCUCCCUAUCUCCGUCACUUCCGGCGACUGGUCCGCUGAUCUUGCGUCCUUUUGUUUCAGGAGGUGAUUGCUGACCCGGAGGCGGAGUCUGCCGAGGACAUACUGAUGAAGCAGUUCAUGAAGCAGGACCUGGAUAAGGUUCUUGACACCCUGAAUCCCAGGGAGAAGCAGGUGGUCAGGUGGAGGUUCGGCCUGGAGGAUGGGAGGAUGAAGACGCUGCAGGAGAUCGGGGAGUUGAUGGGGGUGAGCAGGGAGAGGAUCCGGCAGAUCGAAUCCUGUGCCUUCAGAAAGCUGAAGAACAAAAGGAGAACCAAGAGCUUGCGCCAGUACCUCGUCUCAUAG